Messenger RNA from Enterobius vermicularis (human pinworm), 771 nucleotides. The record is from the annotation of a GenBank genome assembly. Lineage: Eukaryota; Metazoa; Nematoda; Chromadorea; Rhabditida; Oxyuridae.
AUGCAUCCGUGCAAGCCAACCUCGGCUGGGGUUUCGCUAUUGCUUUGUCGGUUUAUUCAGCUUGGAAAACAUCAGAUACCUGAGCGGUUUGGAACAACUGCAGUGCAGAUUUGUCAAUUUGUAAUAAGCACAGAUGAACGAGGAGGACAUGUAAAUCCUGCAGUAACAGCGGUUCUGUAUAUUUUGGGCAAAAUUUCUUUCACUCAUUCACUGCUGUACUGUGUCGCUCAAACAUUGGGAGCUGCAGUUGGUGCUGCUCUAUCAUACAUAGUUUAUGUUGAAGCAAUUAAUGAUUUUGAUGGGGGCACUCGAUCUGUAUUUGGAACUAAUACAAGUACUGGUAUGAUUUUCGCAUCAUUUCCGGGACCACAUCUUUCUAAUACUGGCGCUUUUAUUGACCAGAUGGCUGGUACGGGACUUCUUGGUCUAUUUGUGGCAUUCUUCUGUGAACAAAGAAACCAAAUUCCAUCGUAUCUACAGCCGUCGUUCUUUGGUAUGAUUGCAGCGAUGGUUGGUGUCAGCUAUAGCAUGAAUAUGGGGUCUCCAAUAAAUCCUGCUAGCGAUUUGGGUCCACGAAUUUUCGGUGCCAUGUUUGGUUACGGAAUGGAAAUGUUCACGUACCAAAAUUACUUCUUCUGGGUACCUGUAGUUGCUCCAUUGGUUGGUGCAGUCAUAGGGGCUUAUUCCUACGUGAUUUUUAUUGGGUUACAUAUACCAGAACCAGCACAACCUCAUAUAGAGUCAAACGAGGAACUAAAGCCCUUAUCGUAA